Molecule: messenger RNA, 5120 nt
Organism: Patiria miniata (bat star)
Lineage: Eukaryota; Metazoa; Echinodermata; Asteroidea; Valvatida; Asterinidae
Product: tyrosine-protein phosphatase 99A-like
Exons: 33
Coding region: 1-4737 (1578 amino acids)
Biological process (GO): protein dephosphorylation
Molecular function (GO): protein tyrosine phosphatase activity; protein binding
Source: RefSeq, a predicted model, not a curated record
AUGGCGUCAUUGUGCCUUUGCCGCCUAAGAGACGUCGUGCUGCCGGCCUUGUUCUUGUGUGCUGUCUUACUCCCCAAUAAAGGUCUGGCCCUCAAUCUGCGGGACAAGCCGACUAAUCAGAGUACAACUACUGAUCCAGCUGAUUCGCUUCCGGAGAAUGCAGUAGAUGGCAAUUUAUACACCAUUUCAUACACAAAUCUAUGUGCGGGCGAUCGAUGGUGGAGAGUAGAUCUUGAAGCUAUCUACUGCUUGAAGAAAAUUACAAUAAUCAACAGAGUCGAUGGCUAUGGUAAAAGAUUGGCAGGUGCUGUAGUGCGGGCUGGUUUGGAUCCAUCAGAUUUCUCAGAGAACACACAGAUAGGAGAUGCAGUCAGAAGUUCUCAGGCAACUAACGGAGCAACGAUUGAUUUCAUCGCGGAUCCCAUCGUCUCCGCUAGAUACGUCAGUGUGCAAAAAACGAAUGGUAUUCUGAGCCUGGCCGAAGUCAUGGUGGUGGAAAUCCAAGACACUUCUACUGUUGAAGGUAAGGUAGAUUUUACUCUGGUUGCUAACCCCGCUCGUAUUGGCCAGACUGGAGACGACACUGCAGUCAUCCAAGCUUACAAGGGUCCUAACUAUGCCUCCGCUGGGAUAAUCUUCGGCAGACAACUGACCACAGGAGGUAGCAAUGUCGAAUUACCAACAGGAUCGAUGGUUGUGGAUGAUCCACAGACGAUAUGUGCAGUUACACUGUCCAGUACGUUACCUGAAUCAGCGGGGAUUGACCGAACGGGUGUUUUCUACGCUCAAGCUGUCCAAAAUGAAAAUGUGACCAGGAUACAGACAAUCAUAUUAAACAAAGAUGACGGCACAGUCCAUACACGACCUACACAGCGAACACAGAUUGCCAAUAUCGGAGAGUCGGUGGUACUACAGAUGGAGAAUGUGAAUUCAUCUGCUAACAGCAACUACAGAUGGAAGCAUAAUGGCGAUGACACAGCACGGAACAGCCAGCUAAGUGUGAAUAUCAGUAACGCUGCUGUAGAUGAUGGAGGAAUAUACAGCUGCUUCGUCUCUGGCCAAGAAAGUCAACAACAACAUGGAUUCAUGAGACUUAUUGUGAGAGGUUGUGCCGCAGGAAUGUGGGGCCAGGAUUCAUGUCAGAACACCUGUCGUCGAUGCUACAAUGGAGGUAUCUGUGAUGACAAGACGGGAACGUGUAUCUGCGCUCCGGGAUUCAGCGGAGAAUAUUGCCAGCAAGUUCACGGGCGUCACAUCUUUGGCCAGAAUGCUAGUCAUACCUGUUCUGAUAGCACUGAUCCACACAACGACGCUUGCCGGGGUCGUUUGUUUUGUCUUCCUGAUCCUUACGGAUGCUCCUGUGCUGCUGGGUAUAUGGGACUAGACUGUAUGCAAGAAUGUAGUGAAGGGAAGUAUGGAGCCGACUGUAGACAGACAUGUCACUGUUCAUCUGGCGAUUCCUGCGAGAAGGAUACGGGAGAAUGUACUGGAAAUUGCAUACCACUCUAUUUCGGAAGUAACUGCCAGUGUUCUACUGACAAUGGCGUUCUAGGACUAAAAGUGAUGCCAAUCGAUCGAUAUCAACUACAAGUUUCCUGGCAACCAGAUCCAUGUGUCUCUGGCUACAUACUGGAGUAUGCAUUGACAAACAGGGGCCAAUGUGAAGAGAUUGAAUCUCCACAGUGGGUAUCACUUCCAGGUCCACUCGAUGGUCAAACUACCAGUCAUGUCAUCACUGGUUUGAUAUCUAGUUCAACCUAUAUGGUUUACAUUCGCCCUCUGUACAAUGGUACGCAAGGACUUGAAGCGUCGACAUCAGGAACCACGCUUAGACAAGAGAAUCCUUCCGUUUCCCCUGUGGUGGUGACUUCUUACGAUUCUGCCAGAGUCACACUCAGCUGGCGUGAGGUGUACUGUGCCAACUACUUCGUCCAAUAUGCACUGCAAAACAAAGAGGGUUGCCUACCCAUCAACCCGCCUACCUUCAUCCAGCACUGUCUUUGUUCUGGAACUACUUCGACAAAGAUACCUGGUCUGUUCGCCAACUCGAUGUACGAGAUACAAAUUUUCGCCAAGGUGAAUGAAAGCUCCGGAGAAACAGUUACAACAAGUGUUCAUACCAGCACCAAAGCGCCAUCUGCACCACCACAGCAAGUUACCGUCACUUCAACAUCAAAACGUAGCCUGACUUUCUCCUGGAGUCAGCCAGCGUGUGGAAGCCGAGGUGGCAUAAUCACAGGCUACACGUACAAGCUGAGUGGACCAGGGUCACGACUCAUCUUCAAUGUAUUCACAGCCGAACAAGUUGAGAUAAAUGGUUUAAUCCCCUUCACUAACUACAGUUUUCAAGUUGCUGCAAACACCAGUGCUGGGGCAGGGCCAUACAGUGACGUUGUCAAUCAGAGAACUAAUGAAGCAGAGCCCACAGUACCCUUAGAUGUUGCCAUUCAGAACGUUGAUUACGUAUCCAUCACUCUCCAGUGGUCAGAGCCCGACCCUCCACAAGGAAUCAUCAUCCAUUACACCGUUAGGUACUGGAGGAGUGGACAGUCAGGAAAACUAACGCUGAUCAACAAUGUGGUGCAAUUAAUGUAUGAGAUAACGGGCCUUGAAACGAAUGAGACACACUUCUUGCAGGUGCAAGCUGAAACGUCUGUUGGCGCAGGUCCGUGGAGUGAAAAAGUAUUUGCGACCACCCUAAUCGAAGCAAAGAAAUUCGAAGUGCCUUCGCAAUUUGCCGUGAUAGUACCUGUCGCGGUCGUCGUUGUCAUCCUCGCUUUAGGAUUUGUCGUUGCUUUUGUAGUCUACAAGAGUUCAGUUAACAGUAAUGUCAACGAUGGAGCAGCAGUCAACGAUACACCCCACCGCCAUAAAUCCAAGUCCCCUCGUAAACCAUGCAAGAAGCAGGCCGGGCCAGAACCACCAGCAGAAGAAGAGGGCAAGGAACAGCUGGAAUUCGUACCACCACCUCCCGUCCGGAGGGAAGAGCUUGCUGAAUACAUCCGCCAGAAGGAGGCGGUGGGUGAUAAUGGAUUCCAGGCAGACUACAAGUCGCUUCCCGACGGUCAACUAUAUCCAUGGACAGUGGCAGCGAAACCAGAGAACAGGGCGAAGAACCGAUACGUCAAUGUCAUUGCAUAUGACCAUUCCCGUGUUGUACUUGACCCCUUGGAGGGUGAUCCCCAUUCAGACUACAUCAAUGCCUGCUAUAUCAAUGGAUACAAGACGAAGAACAAGUAUGUCGCCAGCCAAGGAGCCAACAAGGCGUCCAUCAAGGACAUCUGGCGAAUGGUCUGGCAGUUGGGCAUCGAUAAGAUUGUCAUGCUCACCAAUCCGUUUGAGAACGGCAAGAGGAAGUGCCUUCAGUACUGGGCUGAUACAGGAUCUACCACCAUCUCAGGCAUCGUGGUAACUACAGACAAAGAGGAUGUCUUCCUGGAUUACACCAUUCGCAAUUUCAGCAUUCACCAGGUUGGCUGUGAAGAAAGUAACAGACUGGUGAAGCAAUUUCACUACACCACCUGGCCCGACAUGCAGCCGCCAGAGUACCCAGCACCAUUGCUCAACUUCAUGCGAUUGGUCAACGGACACCAUAACCCGGGACGCACAUUGGUGCAUUGCAGUGCCGGAGUUGGACGCACUGGUACAUUCAUCGCCCUAGAUGCGAUGCAGCAACAAAUGGCGCGGGAAGGACAAGUUGAUGUUCUUGGCUUCAUCUACCAAAUGAGACAAAAUCGCAUCAAGAUGGUCCAGACACCGGAGCAAUACAAGUUCAUCUUUGACGCUCUUCUGGCUGCCUCUGUGACAGGAGACACGACCUACAGUGUUGCAGACUUCCGCCAGAAACUGACGGCUCUGAAAAAGAAGGACAAAGGGGCGAAGGAAACAGGCCUUCAGAAGCAGUUCGCGACUUUGAUGCAGCUGAGUGAGAGGCGAGGUAAAGUCAAAAAUAUGUCAGGACAGCUCCCUGAGAACAAUGACAAGAACAGAUAUCCGGAUUUCAUACCAAGUGACCGCUCUCGACCAUAUCUGUUUACCAGUGUCCAAGAAGAUGAAACCAACUACAUCAACGCAACCUUCUUGCCAGGCUACCGUAAAAAGAGCAUGUACAUCGGUACGCAGAUGCCCAUGCCCAACACUGUCACUGAUUUCUGGCGCUUGAUGUACGACCACAAAGCGACCAGCAUUGUGAUGCUGAACACCUUUGAUGCCAACGACAAGACCAUGUGUCGCUACUGGCCGGAGGAGGGAACCAUUAACUUUGGCAAACUGUCUGUCGAACUCAUCCAGACCAAGCGAUCCGACAGUGUGACACGAUGCACCUUCACGCUAAGGAACACCGAUAACGCGUCGGAGGAAGCACGCACCAUCACCCAGUUCCAAUACCACGACUGGCCCUCCGACCAGGAGAUACCGAAUUUCGUGCCAGGAAUGCUCAGCCUCAUGGAUCUCGCUCGAAAGUGGAACGGAGACAAAGGACCUAUUGUUGUCCACUGCAUGGAUGGUCUGGGUAGUACUUCUGUGUACUGCACGUUGAUGGCGCUGUUGGACCAGUUCAAUGUCGAGAAAGCCGUGGACGUGUUCCAAGCAGCUCAUCGUCUGCGCAUGGUAAACCAAAACAUGAUGAACUCGCUGGACCAAUACGCACUGUGUUACGAUGUGAUUCAGGCCAUGCUGGAUUCCACUAGCAUCUACGAGAACGUCACACCCUCAGCUGGACUGGACUCUACCGCGUAAGGUAGAACGCCAAUGAUAUCACAUUUUUGAAAUGUGACUUGUCUCAGUUAGGGCCUACACAAAAAUGACCAUAGUGUACCCACAGAAACUUUAGAUAAAUUGGGAGAUCGUCAGCAUUAGGUCUGCAUAGCUCAGUCAAUACAGCGUUAGCAUCUUAUUCUAGAGACCACCGGUUCAAAAUCCCCUUGGAUUCUCCAAAGAUGGUGUAUCAAAUCUGGUGAAAUGGAAGAUUUUUAAAAAGUACAGUGUUUAUCUCUCCAAAAUGUACUGUUCUCGAUUUUCAAAAAGGAAAUCACCCACAGAAACAUUAGAAACCAGAUUGAGCUAUUUGGUUGUCAAUUCCCCUUCCAUGACUGAGAGUACAUUUUGUAUGUAACUAAGUG